AUGUUGAAUAAACCAGAACCCCCCAAGAAAAAUGUUGUGACCACACCUGAGAAACAAGUAGAGGAACCAGUAGAACCUGAGAAACAAAAAGAGGAAGAAGUUAAAGAUAAGGAAGGAGAGAAAGAUACUAAAGUUUACGUACCACCCCCUCCUUACAAACCACCAAUCCCAUUUCCGCAAAGACUUAAGAAAACCAAAUUAUACAACCAAUAUAAAAAGUUUGUAAAAGUGAUUGAGAAACUCCAUGUCGAGAUUCCAUUCACCGAAGCGAUCACCCAAAUACCAUCUUACGCCAAGUUCCUUAAGGACAUCCUAACUAACAAACGAAGACUUAAUGAUCCUAAACUCUUAGAAUGCAAUUCUAUUGCCGAAAAUAAACUCGCUAAAAAGGAGAAAUACCCAAGAAGUUUUUCUAUACCUUAUGUUUUAGGAAAUCAUGUUAUCGAUAAAGCACUCCUGGACUUAGGAGCCAACGUGAGCUUAAUGCCUUUAUCCGUUUGUAAUAGGUUAAACCUAGGAGAAAUGCAACCAACUAGAAUGUCCCUUCAAUUAGCCGAUAGAUCCGUUAAGCAUCCAAUGGGCAUUUUAGAAGACAUCCCAGUGAGGAUUGGCCAACUUUAUAUUCCUACAUAUUUUGUUGUCAUGGACAUUAAAGAAGACGAAAAAUUCCCUAUCCUUCUAGGUAGACCCUUCUUAUCAAUAGUUGGGGCUAUAAUAGAUGUCAAGAAAGGAAAAAUGACUUUUGAGGUAGGUGAUGAAAAAGUAGAAUUUAUAUUAUCAAAAUUCUUAAAAGCACCAGCCAUAGACGACUCAUGUUAUGUCAUUGACAUCAUCGACAAAUGCAUAAGAGAGUUAGACCAAGAAGACCCGUUGAAACAAUUAAAUUACCUUCGACUCCCAUAA
Lathyrus oleraceus (garden pea) is the source of this 903-nucleotide messenger RNA. RefSeq lists its product as uncharacterized. The coding region runs from base 1 to 903 and encodes 300 amino acids. NCBI's taxonomy places the organism in Eukaryota, Viridiplantae, Streptophyta, Magnoliopsida, Fabales, Fabaceae. The record is from RefSeq and is a predicted model, not a curated record. Gene Ontology annotation, molecular function: aspartic-type endopeptidase activity. Gene Ontology annotation, biological process: proteolysis. The transcript has a single exon.